Molecule: messenger RNA, 2564 nt
Organism: Chinchilla lanigera (long-tailed chinchilla)
Lineage: Eukaryota; Metazoa; Chordata; Mammalia; Rodentia; Chinchillidae
Gene: Mtnap1
Product: chromosome unknown open reading frame, human C17orf80
Exons: 5
Coding region: 194-1858 (554 amino acids)
Source: RefSeq, a predicted model, not a curated record
GGAGUUAGGGAGGUGCUCGUGGGCUGAGCUGGGGGGAUUCGCUGGGGGUUGCUGGGAUUUUCCGGUCUCCAGAACUGCGGAGCCCGCUUUGCUGGGCGGUUGACGUUGACUCGAGCACGGUGAUCAGAAAGCAUGGGGAUCCAGGAGAACCGACAGCACAAUUAGCAUCCUCCUAGAGGAGCUCAGGAAAAAGAUGAGUGAUAUUCGGCCCAAAAUGGAAGUGUGUCCUUAUUGUAAGAAGCCAUUUAAACGAUUAAAGUCCCAUUUGCCAUACUGUAAGAUGAUAGGACCAACCAUUCCUACUGAUCAAAAAGUUUCUCAGUUGAAGCCAUCUACCCAUCCACAUGCUAAAAAAGUGAAGGAGCUGAUCAGAGACUUGACUGAACCUAAAGGGAAAGAAUUUAAGACAAAGAAUGAGGAAAGAAAUACCAAAUUGAGACUGCACAAACCAAGACAAACAAUUGCUUCCUGUCCACAACCAGCUGUUGGCUUGGAAAGAGCAAGUACUACAAAGACAGAUACAGACAUCAAAGAUCAAAAUCAGUUUGCCUUCAAAAUGUUACAACAUACUGAACCAAAGAUUACUUCCCAAGGGGAAACUAAAGCUCAGUUUUAUGCAUCAAAUGACAAUUCUAAACGAGAACUUGCCAAAGAUAUGCCUGAAUCAGAGGAAAGUAGGUAUAAUCCUUCAGAAACAGAAGCAUUGUUACUGGCUGACUCAGUGGGACCUUCUCUGUUGAAUCAAGAUAGGAAAUAUUCCUCAGCUGUACCUAAUAAUGCACAAGCCACGUCUGCAAAUUUGAAAGUGGACACAGUUGACCCCCAAAGACAGGGGCUUCUAGUAAAACCACUAGAUAUGCCUACUGGUGAUAGCCAUCAGUCUCCAAGGAAUCUCACUCAUAGGGCUCAAAAAAUAACAGUAGCAGUGUUAAGCAAGGAGAGAGAUUCCAAAGGUAGAGAUCACCUCUCAGGAAUCUUCACUGGUGUUGAAGACACUGAGACUCGGGAAAAGAACUCAGAAUCACUCAUGGUAGGCCCUCACAUGAGCCCGUUAGCUAAAACCCGAGUUGAGAAGAGUAAAGAAAAAGGACUUGGGCUUGGAGUAGAGAGGUGUGGGAGCAAAGGAAAUGCAGAGAAAAAUAGAACUGAAACAGAGACGCAGAAGUGGGAUUCUGUCAGCCAUAGCUCUAAGAACGGCAGCUCUGGUGAUUCAGCCACAGAAGAGAAAUUGAAAGAUGAAGGUCCACUUUUACAUUUGUUCAGUCCACCUGAGGCAGCUUACAGUGAGUUUCUUCCUGCAUUGCAGUCAGAUAAUCGAAGUCUUUCCUCUCUGGCUACAGCAUCUCUUCAAGAAGAGAAAGCAGAAUUCUGUAGUCAUAACCAAGUUCCACUAAGGGAAAGUAAGGAACAAGGGUCUCUGGAGCUCAAAUCUGGCUGUCAGCCCAAGACUUUACGUACUAGGUACCAGCAAUCUACGUAUUCUGCCCAGCAUUACCUUUCUAAAAGCGCCUUUGUUAAUGAUGGUGCCAUAGACAGAAAGACUCUUCCCAGCUCCAUGGGGCUGGAGUGGUUUCCAGAGCUUUAUUCUGGCUAUCUUGGACUAGGAAUAUUGGCAGGGAAGCCUCAGUAUUGGCCUUCAAUGGCCCAGAAGCGUCAGCUCAGCGGUCCUCAGUGGGGAAGUUUCUCACAAGGCUGGGUCCGGUGCAACACCACCAUAAAGAAGAGUGGAGUUGGCGGCAUCACGAUGCUCUUUACUGGGUACUUCAUCCUGUGCUGUAGCUGGAGCUUCAAGCAUCUGAGGCGGCAGCUUGAACUCUUGAGCAAGUCUUCCCGCAGUGUGCCUAGAAAGUCAGCGUGAGUUCCAUGCCGGCAAUCCAGUCUGCCAUCCCAUCAACCUGUGGAAGAGUUAUGACGGUCCUCAGGCCAUCUUCGUCCUCAACAAGAUUGGUGCUAAAAGUUAGAAAUGUUGUAGGAGGCUGAGGCUCACAAGUUUGCGCCCACCCUGGGCCACUUGGCAAGACCCUGUCCCCAAAUCUUCAGAAGGAGCCGGGGAUACAGCUCAAUGGCCCGGCACCUGCCUGGCAAGUGCAAGGUUCUGAGUUUGAUUCCUGGUACAAAAAAAAUUUUUCUUCAAAAAAGAGAAACAAAGGAAGACAGCAUGCCUUAGCCUCCAGCUGAAACUUACAUGCAAAUGGAUGAACCUACUUUUGCUUAGUCCUGAGUAAUACUUGAAAUACCGAGAUUACAGGGAAACUUUUUCUAAACAUUAAGAUACUCAGCUAUUAGACCGGUGCCAUGGCACAGGCCGUAAUCCCAGCUGCUUGGAAAGCAGAGACAGAGCAAUUAUAAGUUCAAAGCCAGCUUGAACAACUUUUACCCUGCCUCAAAAUAAAAAGGACAGGGAUAUAGCUCCGUGGAUAUACCUCAGUGCUGAGCGUGCAUGAGGCCUAGGAGUCCCAUCUCUACCAAAAAAAAAUGAAGGAUCAUUUUGUUAUAUUAUCCACAGGAUAUUCUGUACUUUAUGGAAUCACUCUUCAUAAUAAAAGUGUUUUAAAAAAUCAAAA